CAGCGGGAACGGGCGGGGGCUUCCUGCGCUCCGGAGCCGCCGCCGGCAGCAGCAGCAGCAGCAGCAUCAUGGAGCGCGUCCCGCGGCUCGUCGCCGCCGCAGUGCUCGUGGGCUGCUGCGCGCGGCUCUGCCCCGCUCUCGGCGGUGGGACGGGCUCCACGCGGGGCACGGCCGCCCCCUGCGCCCACCCAGGGCAGCGCUGCAGGACAGAUCCGCAGCACGGAGCGGGGUGGCUGCAAACAGAGGCUGAGCUGUUCCCCUUCCCUGGGACCCCACCCGGGACCGCUGAGCCCCCCGGCACCAGCAGCAGCCCCGGGGAGGCUGGGACGGGCCCUGCAGUGCGGGAUGGAGUGAGCACCGAGGCGCAAAAUUCACUCUCUGCUGGUACCACUGAUGCAGCUGCAGACAGAGACAGAACGUCUCCCACACGCCCCGGGGACAGCCCUGCCUGGGGGCUCACAGCGGUCACCGUGGAGCUGAGCACAGCUCCAGCCAUCAGCGCUGCCCCCCGGCCUGAGCCCAUAGGAAAUGAGAAGGCAGAAAGUGCCCCAGCCUCACAGAGGACCCUCUUGCAUUCGUUGUCCCAUGUAACGGUGUCCAGCAGCACUGGGGGGCAGCGGGGAACCCCCAGCACUAUGAGGACAGAGUUCACACAGAGCUGGGGGGGCUCAACCAGCCCCUCGUACCUGAAGCCACAGGGCAGGGGUGCCACCAUCCUGCCCAGUGACAGCAGAGCAGGGACCCCCCAGGGCCACACAACAGACAGCCCUAUGCCAGGGACGAGUGGGACGCUGCCUUUUGUGGGGGGGAUGCAGAAUCUGCAGAGCUCCCCUGGGGAACUAGGACGGAUGCAUCAAGUGCUGGCAGGGACAGGACCAGCAGGAGAGUCCCACCCAUUGCAGGGGACAACCAUGGCCUGGCUGGGUCCUCAUGCCACCUCCCACCCCUCUAUGCUGUCCCCAGGGGUUGGUGGCCGUGGAGGACUGAUAUGGCAUCCCAGGGGCCCUGGGGCCAGCACGGCCCUACUGCCCAUGGAGUCACAUCUACCUCCUGACCACAGCACCACAGCCACUGCCACAGGGGUGAUGUCCCCUGGCCUUGAGGGAGCCCCAGACCUGACCACAGAGGUGUUGGUGCUGCCCAGCACUCAGGGUCCCCCUGGGCCCAACCGUGACCCCAUGAACCAAACCUGGCAUAUCUCAGCCUUGCCAAGGGAAGCCCCAACCUCACCAGGCCCACAGCUCUCCCUGGGGCUCAGCCCCACUGCAGACACCCCCCCAGUAGCGUCCCCAGGGCAUGAACAUGCUGUGAGCCCUCAGGUCCCGGUGUGGGCAGGUGAUGCUGAACCUUGGGCAGUGACUGCACCACUGAGCACAACCCUUCCCGCAGCCCCCAGCUCCCCACUGCAGCCAGCCCUGACCCAGCCCUCAUCGUCUCCACUGCUGCUUAGCUUUGCCAUUAGCUCUAUCAGCAGCAUCACCACCACCACCAGCAUCACCACCACUGUUGCCAGCACAGCCACAGCCACAGCCACCAGCACGGAUACUGCCACCAGCCCCACAUUGCUCAGGGAUGAGAGGACAGCCCUGCCGGAGCCCAGCACUGCUGCAUGUCAGGGGGCUGUGGAGGAGCUGACGCGGGGGCCCCGUGUGGUGCCAGGCUCCCCCCAUCAGCCCACAGACCCCCCCAGAGAUGCAGAGUCGCCCCAGCCACAAAGCAGCCCCACGGAGCGGCCCCACGCCGGCCCCACGUGUGUGACACCAAACCCGGCGGCAGCAGGAAGGGCCACCCCGGUGUUCAUCACGGAGGAUCAACCGCCGCUGCUGCGAGCGUCCCUCCUGCGCGUGCCCUGCGAGCUGGCGCUGGACAUGACCUUCGUGCCCGCCCUGCGCGACCCGACGUCCCACGAGCGCCACGUGCUGCUGAGCGGCUUCAACCGGACGGUGACGGCCCGGCUGGCGGCGGUGCCCGGCUUCGUGCGCCUCGAGGUGACGGCCGUCAGGGAGGGCAGAGCCCGUCGGGUGGAGCUGCGCUACGACGCGCUGUUCGCGGCCGAGCUCGUGCGGGCGGCGGCGCUGGGCGCGCUCCUGGACGCGGCGCUGCGCUCCGGCGGAACGACGGCGGUGGGCACAGCCCGAGUCGUGCGGCACGAGGCGCGCGCUCCGGAGCCCUGCGCCGCGCUGUUCUCCUGCCCCGACGGCUUCGCCUGCGUCGUGGGAUCAGACGGGAACGCCACGUGCACGUCCCUCUGCCACCGCGACUACUGCCGCAACCACGGCGUGUGCGCGCAUCCCCGCGGCCGCGGCCCGUUGUGCCGGUGCCCCGCGGGCAGCGACGUUUGGUUCGUGGGGCUGCGCUGCGAGCGGCGGGUGACGCUGUCGGGGCUGCUGGGCGCGGCCGCGGGCGCUCUGCUCGGCGUCGUCCUCCUGGGGGUCGCCGUCGGGGCCGCCGUGGUCCGCAGGUUCCGGGCGCUGCUGCGGGAGGCGCGGGCCGAGCAAGGCCGCAGCAGCUACCGCCGCUUCUGCCGCCCGGACGAGGCCGCGGUCCCGCACUGGGCGCGCUCGUGGCCGGGCUCGGGCAGUUCGCUGGACAACCCCGCCUUCAGCCGCUCCGAGGAGCUCCUGCACCUGCACCUCCCGGACGACGGCUGCUGCUGCCGCCGGGACCCGCUCGGCGCCGCGCGGUGUCCGGAGCCGCCCGCCCGUGGGCACGGCUUCCAGUACGGCUGGGACACGAGCUGCAGCAGCGUGAACGAGCCCAUGGUGGACUCAGGCAAAGCCAGUGACAUCUCGGUGUCCAGCUGGCCCGUGGAGCCCAGCCCCUGGGCGCCCUUCUCCCUCCUGCAGCAGCUCUCCAGGCAGCAACUGCAUCCAGGCAGGCGGCCGCGCUCCUUCUGCGAUGGGAUGGAGCUGUCCACACUGGAGCGGAGUUGGACGGCCUGAGCGCUACAGAGUGAAGCACGGCACCAAGCAUCAGCUUUAAAACCAACCACAUUUUAUUUCCACGUAACAAGCUCAGUGAAAGAAGUCCAAACACUUUGACAAUACAAUCAACGCGGGUGUGAUGUCAGUUCCACUCGAUGCGGAGUCCUGAAAGAUUAUCAGGCAACGGUUUCACCGGGGUCAGAGCAGACUCGGGAGCCAGCGUGGGCUGGGACAGCGUCGUUCAUAAGCGAGUAGGUACAGAGAAGUGUCCAAUAACACACAAUGCUGGCAUCCAACAGAGUUAAUGACUUACAUCCGGCAGUUUGAAAGUAAAGGCUAAACAGACUGUUGAAGUCACAUCAUACUAUGUACAUACAUGGUCUGCCCUAUAGCCAUUUCAGAACAAGCUAAAGCCACUGUGAAGUGAAAUACAAAGUAAGCGCUGCUGCAUCGUUUGUCACGAUUAAUGUAAAUGAGGUAUAAAUUUAAACACCAGUACGUUUUAAGCAUUAAAAGUUUAUUUUCCAAAAUGCUCUCCUUAUUUGCAAGUGUCCUCUUGAGCAUCUGCUGGGCACAAAUGGUGGGGGGGGGGCAGUGGAAGCUUAUGGAGGGAGGGCAACGGGGUUGAUUCCAAAGGUGCUCAAAUAGAAAAGGAAAAGCAAGCUGCAGGUUUCUGCACUUAAAGAUUCUCAGCUCCCAGCAGGUGCUGAGGGAGAGUUUUGCGAGGAUAAAAACACAGAUUUGUUCAUUAAAAUUAAACAAAGGAAAAGAAAUCGGGAGGCUAAAAGAAAAAUUGGACCUAUGGGGAUACAGAGCUAUAUGGUGCGAUACCUUCGUCGUAUAGAAAACAGCCUACAAAUAAAGUCACAAAAAAUAGACAGUUAUAUGCUGAGCAGCCAAAAACAUCAUGAUUUAUUCAUAUCUGGAGAAACUUCAUAAUUCAAACACAACCAAACUGUACAUUUUACAAUCACAUUCUAUUUGUAAACAGUUAAAAGCCACUGACUUCUUUUGCAUCUUGGGACACAAACAGUUAGAAUCAAGGCAAUGAAAUGAUGGCGAUUUCUGCACUGUUAAAAGGUUCUGUUUCUUUUUUACCCUUGCCUAGUCUGGAACGCGCCGACUAAACAAGCAUCCAUAACACCUUGUGUGGCAAAGAGAUGGAACUCGUUUCAACUUAUUUGCGAGAGAACUUUUCGAACAUUUAAAACUUGGUAUAACAACAAACGAUUCUGUAAGCCCAAUCGCUUGGUUACAGUAAUGCAUAGUUAACUCAGUUCGGCUUUAAGGUACGACAGUUCAACGUUAACACAGUCACAGGAGCAGAAAACAGCCACUCUGGAUGGGAUUACAAAAAAGGAUCGUAGAGCUACGGAUCAUUAGCAAACCACCAGCACUCACUAAGGAAAAAAGG
This is a messenger RNA of Coturnix japonica (Japanese quail), 4338 nucleotides long. RefSeq lists its product as uncharacterized. The record is from RefSeq and is a predicted model, not a curated record. Lineage: Eukaryota; Metazoa; Chordata; Aves; Galliformes; Phasianidae. Gene Ontology annotation, biological process: visual perception.